AGCACUGCAGCUUCUUAUAAUACACUCUAAACUUGACUCCAUUUUCUUAUACUUGCCUAAAUUAGAUUCUAAGGUCAAACUACCAAAUUAAUGGAGUUACUCAAAUGGGUGUUCUUGAUUUCUAGCAUCUGCAUGUUUUUUUCAACACCCACCUUGUCAAAUUCAUUUCUGACUGAAGGGUUGACUCAAAUCCCUCUAAAUUUCCUCAAUUUUGCAAAAAGAAAUGAUCUUGUAGACUAUAUGAUAAGAAUCAGGAGAAAGAUUCAUGAAAACCCUGAACUUGGUUAUGAAGAAUUUGAGACUAGUCAGCUUAUAAGAACUGAACUUGAUAAAAUGGGAAUAUCUUAUAAGCACCCUUUUGCUGUAACUGGUGUUGUUGGCUUCAUUGGAAGUGGUGAUCCUCCUUUUGUUGCUCUAAGAGCUGAUAUGGAUGCUUUGGCUAUGCAGGAGGAAGUGGAGUGGGAGCACAAAAGUAAAAUUCCUGGAAAGAUGCAUAGUUGUGGGCAUGAUGCUCAUGUUGCGAUGCUUCUUGGAGCAGCAAAGAUGCUUCAAGAGCACCGGAAUGAUAUAAAGGGAACCAUAGUUCUGGUUUUUCAACCAGCUGAGGAAGGAGGUGGAGGAGCCAAGAAAAUGCUAGAUGACGGGGCACUUGAAAAUGUUGAAGCCAUCUUUGGGCUGCACAUAUCAAGCAAUUAUCCUCUAGGUAAAAUCGCCUCUCGGCCUGGACCAAUUUUAGCUGCUAGUGGUUACUUUGAGGCUGUAAUUAGCGGAAAGGGUGGUCAUGCAGCUAUUCCCCAGCACACAAUUGACCCAAUCUUAGCAGCUUCGAAUGUUGUUGUUAGUUUGCAACAUCUUGUUUCACGUGAAGCCGAUCCCUUGGAUUCCCAGGUUGUAACAAUUGGGAAGUUCCAAGGCGGGGGAGCAUUCAAUGUUAUUCCAGAUUCAGUUACAAUUGGUGGAACAUUUAGAGCAUUUUCGAAAGAGAGUUUUGAAAAAUUAAAAGGGAGGAUCACAGAGGUUAUUACAGGACAAGCUGCUGUGCAGAGGUGCAAAGCAAGUGUCAGCUUCGGAAAAAACUUUUACCCUGUAACUGUGAAUAACGAAGACUUGCACGAGCAUUUCCAAACGGUUGUGAAGGACGUGUUAGGAGCAGAGAACCUUAAAGAAAUGCAACCACUAAUGGGAGCAGAAGACUUCUCGUUUUUUGCAGAGGCUAUUCCAGGAUACUUUUAUUUUGUCGGAAUGCAUAAUGAGACCCAAGGAAAACCUGAAUCAGGUCACUCCCCUUACUACACCGUUAAUGAAGGUGCAUUACCAUACGGUGCUGCUCUACAUGCAUCAUUGGCGACAAGGUACCUCCUUGAAAACCAACCAAAGUCAAUUUCACAGGAUAAAAGAAUUCACGAAGAACUGUAAUUUAGUAUCGAGUAAAUUUAUGAAACUACUUCCUCUGGAAUUAGGAACUAAAUUCAAAUAUUACAAAACUAGAAAUGAACCUAGGAAGAAAGCACUCAUGUUGCACCUUAAUUAUUCUGUCAGACGAUGUUGGAUGUAAUUCCUGUGAGCAUGCUCGUUUAGAUCACUUUGUCAGUGGUACUUUGCAGGGCGAGCAUGUAUUUAAUGAUUUCUUCAGCAUUUGUGCGUA
This is a messenger RNA of Daucus carota subsp. sativus, 1645 nucleotides long. RefSeq names its product IAA-amino acid hydrolase ILR1-like 4. Gene Ontology annotation, biological process: auxin metabolic process. Gene Ontology annotation, cellular component: endoplasmic reticulum. Gene Ontology annotation, molecular function: IAA-Ala conjugate hydrolase activity. NCBI's taxonomy places the organism in Eukaryota, Viridiplantae, Streptophyta, Magnoliopsida, Apiales, Apiaceae. The record is from RefSeq and is a predicted model, not a curated record. The transcript is spliced from 5 exons. The coding region runs from base 91 to 1416 and encodes 441 amino acids.